Messenger RNA from Cyprinus carpio (common carp), 801 nucleotides. Its product is annotated as neurogranin-like. Lineage: Eukaryota; Metazoa; Chordata; Actinopteri; Cypriniformes; Cyprinidae. Gene Ontology annotation, molecular function: calmodulin binding. The record is from RefSeq and is a predicted model, not a curated record.
ACAGACAGGCAGAGCGCAUUCAGAGAGCUCAACACACUGAAAGAGAGAGAGAGAGAGAGACAACAUCUUUACCGAUACAUUCUUAAAUCAAAGUUUUACUGGACCACAAAUCUUAACCUUCACAAACCUGUCAUCUCAAAUAGCUAUGGAUUGUCGAAACGAGGGAUGCACUCAACCGCAGGAUGAGGACAUCAUGGACAUUCCCCUUGAUGACCCAGCUGCAAACAAGGCUGCUGCUAAGAUUCAAGCUGGUUUUCGAGGUCACAUGACCAGGAAGAAAAUGAAGGAUGACAAGCCUAGAGACGAGAAACAACGAGAGCAGAAGUAGCUAGGAGGACCACCAUCACCACCGCCCGAUAGCACAUCACUGCAAUAACCAGAGCUCUUUUGUUUAAAAAGAACCCUUCAGUGUAUGAUAUGAAAGCAUCGACAUUCAAACUACAUGCAGAAUUUGCCACCUGACUAGACUCUCUCACACUUUCCUCUUCUUCCUUUAGCAUUUGAGUGGCUGUUUCUGACUUGAAACAGGUUCACAGCAUGACAUUAUAAAUUCGAUUCAUUUUAAGAUAGAAGUUUGUUUGUGAUCUGUCCGCUUUGAAAUCUGAAGUGUUUUUCUUGUUGCUUCAAGCAAGGCAAGCCAAAUACUCUGUCUGGGGAUUUGUUGAUUUGUUUGAAGUUGUGCUUUACUUCUUUGGCUGUACUGAAACUUACAAUAUACAAGUAUGCAUUUAUUAAAAGUCAAUGUUUUUUCUAGCAUAAAUUUUGUUUAUGUCUGUUUAAUAAACCAUAUUAAGUUCCUCA